Molecule: messenger RNA, 252 nt
Organism: Trichobilharzia regenti
Lineage: Eukaryota; Metazoa; Platyhelminthes; Trematoda; Strigeidida; Schistosomatidae
Source: the annotation of a GenBank genome assembly
AUGUUUCAAAAUUCUUUCAAAUGGUGUGUAUAUGUGUUCAUCCUUUAUGUUCUAUUCAGUUCACUGAAUUCAUCGACCACGAUCACAGUAGCAUGUAAAUUCCUAAAGCAAAAAAGACUGUUAUGUAUCGACUUAAACAUGAAAAGUUCUCUACCUCAAGAUGAUUUCCACACUCCCUCUGUCUUUUUAUCUAUCACGUAUCAUUGUAUUCAUUCAUUUGAGUUAAAAGAUGCUACGCCAACUCCACUGACU